This is a messenger RNA of Exaiptasia diaphana, 813 nucleotides long. RefSeq lists its product as uncharacterized. Bases 1 to 555 code for a protein of 184 amino acids. The transcript has 3 exons. The record is from RefSeq and is a predicted model, not a curated record. Lineage: Eukaryota; Metazoa; Cnidaria; Anthozoa; Actiniaria; Aiptasiidae.
AUGGGAAUACAUAUCCCAUUAGACACUCCAAGCAUCAACAAUCCCCUUCAGGUCGACCAGAAAUAUUGUGGUUUCUACCAGAAACUGAAGGUCAACAAGACUUUUGAAUGUGAAAAGAGCCUUCUGGGAAGGCUUCGUCACUAUGUCAUCGUGCAGGUAAAUAAGAGUGUAACCACUUUAACAGCCCUACCCACCCCUCGACAUGUUUGUAUUCAAAAGCCCUAUCCAGCUCCCCCACGCGUUUAUAUCGGUAACUUAAAACACUUACAAUACAAGGAGAUCUUCUCGGUGUAUCGGAGAUUUAUCAGAGUGAUUUCGAGAGAAAAAGUGAUUGCUGUUCUUCAUGUGAAAGAAACACGUAUUAAAGGAGAUCUCUUCUCGUUGUAUCGGAGAUUUAUCGGAGUGAUUUUGAUGGAAAAAGCGAUUGCUGUUGUUCACGUGGAUUCGCACGCUCGUGUGUUGCUUCGAAGAGUUCAAAUUACAAAGAACCAUUGCAAUACUGUGAAGUUCAUCAUCUUGAAUAUCUCUCUUUCCAGUUUUAAAGAAAGUUGCUAAAACAAAAUACUGAAGCUUUUUCUUUUUUUUCACAGUAGAUGUACUACACUUUAUAUAGCUAGUCUAAUAUACAUUUUCCAUUGUUAUUGUUUUUUAAAGUCACCAGUGAUAGUUGACCCCCACACAAAGUGCUUUUCAUAAAACUAUGAAACAAAUUCUCAUACACUAAAGACCAAAAAUAAAAGAAAGAGUAAUACAGUGCACUUGCAGUGGAUUUAAGCUUAUCACAACCCUCUAUUUUUUUUAUUAAAAUCAAUA